CUUUGCUUUAGAAAUAGGCCCAUUUAUUCUGCACUGAGGUCGUGAGACGUGACCCGGGCGGAUCUGGAACCUUCUUAAUAGCAAAGAAGGGUAAUUUUGGCAUUCUAAAUUAGAUACCAUCUGCGAUUGGACUUCCUCCAGUCGGAUUUUUGCCACGUACGUUUGUUUGGAGGACCAUUCAAUCGAACGGUUCACGAGGUAUGUUGCAAGCUAAUAUUGUAGUCAAGUGAAUGCCUCUGUUUUGGCGCGCUUUGAAUCACAAAAGUUUAUACAACGGACGGCUCAGAUCAAACCACUCGACUGAGGGACAUUGUCACCUUCAAAAACUCGGAAGGGGCAAAAAGAAAUAUUGGCGCCAAUUCUUCAUCUGCAGAUUCUAGUUAUCAUCUCUCGUUCUCUCUAGCUCUCUGUGUCCACGCCAAUCUUACGAUGCAACGUCAGAAAUCUAUAUUAUCUUUUUUUCAAAAACCCUCGCCGGAGGACCAAAAGUGCGGAGGUUCAUCAGCCGCCGACACAUCCGCGGGCCGGAGCGUUUCUCAGUUUCCGGCGAAGCAACGGAACCAAAACUUCGCUGUUGGUGAUCAACCUACAUUUCAGAUCCCAAAGCACUCGUCUAUGGAAAUCACAGGUACGGACACUCCGCCGGAGAAGGUGCCACGUCAGAUGAUACCGGCCAGCUUCACCGCAAAUGACGACAGAAAAGCUGCUUCUUCUUCUUCUUCUUUGUUCUCAAGUAUCAUGCAUAAGUUUGUGAAAGUUGAUGAAAGAGAAAGCUCUUGCGAGAGUGACUGUGAAGUGCUCCCUAAAGAAGGAAAUGUGUUUCACAGUGAUGCAAAGGAAAGUGGUUUUAAUUCUACCAAGCAAGUUAAUCAAGUGUGUUCACUUCAUAGUGAAAGUGGUGAUGAUGAUAUCAUUGGGCCUGAGACACCUGGUAUGCGACCUUUUGUCCCCCGUUUGAAACGAAUUCAAGAAGAUAACUUUGAGAAUAAGAAUGAGUGUUCCUUGCUGGAUUCUAGCAAAAGACUGAAGCUUCUUCAGAAUUCAACAACUGGAAACAAAAACUAUGGGGAAGUAUCUGAUACAACUAGCAAGUUUGAAUGGCUUGAUCCUUCCCGAAAAAGGGAUGCUAAUAGGAGGAGGCCUGGUGAUGCUCUUUAUGAUAAAAGGACACUUUAUAUACCGCCUGAUGCUUUGCAGAAAAUGUCAGCAAGUCAGAAACAAUAUUGGAGUAUCAAAUGCCAAUAUAUGGAUGUUGUUCUCUUCUUCAAAGUGGGAAAAUUCUAUGAGCUUUAUGAACUAGAUGCUGAAAUUGGCCAUAAGGAGCUUGAUUGGAAAAUGACAUUUAGUGGUGUGGGGAAAUGUCGACAGGUUGGUAUUUCUGAGAGUGGGAUUGAUGAGGCUGUGCAGAAGUUGAUUGCUCGUGGAUAUAAAGUUGGACGAAUGGAGCAGUUGGAGACAUCUGAACAAGCAAAAGCCAGAGGUUCAACUUCAGUAAGUUUGCCAAAGGUAAUUCAAAGAAAACUAGUUCAUGUAGUCACACCAUCAACUGCAUGCGAUGGCAACAUUGGGCCUGAUGCUGUUCAUCUUCUUUCUGUAAAGGAGGGUAACAACAUAUUGGAGAAUGGUUCAGUUAUAUAUGGGUUUGCUUUUGUUGAUUGUGCGGCCUUAAAAUUUUGGAUUGGAUCCAUAAGUGACGAUGCUUCUUGUGCUGCUUUGGGGGCUUUGUUGAUGCAAGUGUCACCUAAGGAAGUCAUAUAUGAAAACCAAGAGCUGUCCAAAGAAGCUCAGAAAGCACUCAAGAAGUAUUCAUUAUCAGGCUUCACUGCUUUGAAGUUGACUCCUCUUCCGCUGUGCACUGAUUUUGUGGAUGCUUCAAAAGUAAGAAAUCUGAUUCAUUUGAAGGGGUACUUUAAAGGCUCUGAUAAUUCAUGGGAUCAUGCACUUGAUGGUGUCAUGCACCAUGAUCUUGCUUUAUGCGCUCUUGGUGGACUUCUUGGUCAUUUGUCCAGGUUGAAGUUGGAUGAUACUUUACGUAAUGGAGAUAUUUUACCAUACCAAGUCUAUAGCGGUUGCCUCCGGAUGGAUGGACAAACACUAGUCAAUCUUGAGAUUUUCAGUAAUAAUGCUGAUGGUGGCUCAUCAGGUACUCUAUACAAAUAUCUUGAUAACUGUGUAACAUCAUCUGGUAAGCGGCUUUUGCGGAACUGGAUCUGUCAUCCACUGAAAGAUGUUCAGGGAAUCAAUAAUAGGCUUAAUGUAGUGGAGCAUCUAAUGACCAAUACAGAAACUAUGUCGUUCAUUGCUCAAUGUCUUCGCAAGCUUCCAGACUUGGAAAGGUUACUUGGACAGGUCAAGGCUAGUGUUCAGUCAUCAGCUUUACUAUUGCUGCCUUUUUUUGGCAAAAAAUUAUUGAAACAGCGGGUAAAAGUGUUUGGGUUGCUUGUUAAAGGUUUGCGCGUUGCAAUAGACUUGCUAGUGCAGCUACAGAAGGAAGGGCACAUAAUGCCAUCAUUAUCAGAAGUCUUAAAACUUCCAAUGUUAAGUGGUAGUAGUGGGGUUGAUAAACUCCUUACUCAGUUCGAAGCAGCAAUAGAUAGUGACUUCCCCAAUUAUGAGAACCAUGAUGUAACAGAUUCAGAUGCCGAAAUACUCUCUAUUCUGAUUGAGUUAUUUAUUGAGAAAACUACUCAGUGGCUUCAAGUCAUUCAUGCUAUUAACCACAUCGAUGUACUAAGGUCUUUUGCAGUCAUUGCAAACUUUUCAUGUGGGGCUAUGUCUAGACCUGUUAUUUUGCCUCAUUCAGAACCAGCAACUUUGUCUGGAGAGACUAGAGGACCUCUACUUAAAAUCAGAGGUCUAUGGCAUCCAUUUGCUAUUGGGGAGAAUGGAGGACUGCCUGUCCCAAAUGACAUACACCUUGGUGAGGAUACAGAUGGCAAUCAUCCACGCACUUUGCUGUUGACUGGACCAAAUAUGGGUGGAAAAUCAACCCUUCUGCGUGCCACCUGUCUUGCUGUUAUACUGGCCCAGCUGGGCUCUUAUGUGCCUUGUAAGAUGUGUAUACUCUCCCUUGUGGAUGUUGUCUUCACAAGGCUUGGUGCCACUGAUCGAAUCAUGACUGGAGAGAGUACUUUCUUUAUCGAGUGCACUGAAACAGCAUCAGUUCUUCGAAAUGCCACUCAAGAUUCUCUUGUUCUGCUUGAUGAACUGGGUCGAGGAACAAGCACCUUUGAUGGAUAUGCCAUUGCAUAUGCUGUAUUCCGCCAUCUUGUUGAAAAGGUCAACUGCCGGUUGCUAUUUGCUACACACUACCACCCACUGACAAAGGAAUUUGCUUCUCAUCCUCAUGUCACACUACAACACAUGGCUUGCACUUUCAACCUGAAGGGUGAAAAGUCUUCUGGAGGUGAACAGGAGUUAGUUUUUCUUUACCAGCUUACAUCCGGAGCAUGCCCAGAGAGUUAUGGAUUACAAGUGGCACUCAUGGCUGGGGUCCCAAAAGAGGUGGUUGAAGCAGCUUCAACAGCUGGACGAAUGAUGAAACAGUCGAUCGGAGAAAGUUUCAGGACAAGUGAACAGAGAUCAGAGUUCUCAACUCUCCAUGAAGAGUGGCUGAAGGCCCUAUUGACCGUUUCAAGGCUUGGAGAACAUAAUUUUGAUGAUGAUGCCUGGGAUACAUUGUUUUGCCUGUGGCAUGAGAUGAAGAGCUCAUGCCAAUCCACUAACUCAAGAAAGGCACUAAAUUCACAGAUUGCACCUUAGAAAUCCUGAAGCAGUCAAUUUUGAAAUGAUUUGGCAGUUCAGAUCCAUGACUUUGUACGUGCAUAAUUUAGAUAUUUGGUUGUAAAUUGGGGAAAAGAACUGCACUGUAAAUUGUUUCCUGAUGCUAAUAGCCUAAGAGCUUUCUUUCA
This is a messenger RNA of Vitis vinifera (wine grape), 3911 nucleotides long. It is a transcript of the gene MSH7, whose product is annotated as DNA mismatch repair protein Msh6-2. Lineage: Eukaryota; Viridiplantae; Streptophyta; Magnoliopsida; Vitales; Vitaceae. The coding region runs from base 430 to 3762 and encodes 1110 amino acids. Gene Ontology annotation, biological process: mismatch repair. Gene Ontology annotation, molecular function: ATP binding; ATP-dependent DNA damage sensor activity; mismatched DNA binding. The record is from RefSeq and is a predicted model, not a curated record. The transcript is spliced from 17 exons. Gene Ontology annotation, cellular component: nucleus; MutSalpha complex.